GGAGGAUUGAGGAGGCAGGGCAGCACUCAUGGGGGAGCGAGGGGACCGGCUGCUGAGGUGAUGAGCUCGCGCCUCCUCUCUCACGCGCUCCCUGUGACGUGUUUAACUCACCUGUCCUCGCUGCUCGUGGGCCGGUGCGCGUGACGGCCAUGGAGCUCCACGAGGCCCCCGGGGAGCGCGCGGUCCUACCUGCUCGUGACCGCGCGGAGACACUCACCUGGCGGCGCGUCCUCGUGGCGGCUCUCCACCUCAGAAGCGCGCUCCCGACGGAGCUCUGCGUCCUGUGGGCCACGCGGGUCCCCGCGGCCCCUCAUCAUCAGAAGAAGCCUUUGCUGCUGUCCUGGUUCCUGUUCCUGCUCGCUCUGGUGCUCCUGGUCUCGUAUUGCAUCCUGUCCAGCAGAUCUCUGUCCCAGUGGGAGACCACCCCCCUCCACGAGUCCUACCGCAGGGUCAAUCCACCUCCUCGGUAUCGUGUCCAUCCAAAUCACAGAGUCAAACAAACGGGAGUGUAUGAAACCACUAAGAGCCCCUCUGUACCGCCGACCGUACCGCCGACCGUACCCUCUGUACCGCCGACCGUACCCUCUGUACCGCCGACCGUACCCUCUGUACCCUCUGUACCGCCGACCGUACCCUCUGUACCGCCGACCGUACCCCUCUGUACCGCCGACCGUACCCUCUGUACCGCCGACCGUACCCCCUGUACCGCCCGCCGACCGUACCCUCUGUACCGCCGACCGUACCCCUUACCUCCUACAGGGACUCAGUUCCAUCAGGCCUACCCACGCAACUACCACUUCAUCAUGGACAACCAAGAGGUAUGCAAGACCAAGAGUCCUUUCCUGGUCCUGAUGGUUCCAGUAACACCAAAAAACGUGGCGGCUCGGGACGCCAUCAGGCAGACGUGGGGCAAUGAAAGCGUGGUUCAGGGCCAGAGGGUGCUGACUAUGUUCAUGCUGGGCCUCUCCAGAGGAGCUGAUGUCCAGGAGAAGCUAAGACAGGAGAACCUCCAGCACCACGACUUGAUCCAGAGCGACUUCAUGGACACGUACCUCAAUCUGACCAUCAAAACCUUAGUGAUCAUGGACUGGCUGGCCACUCGCUGCCCGUCCGCCACGUACGCCAUGAAGAUCGACUCGGACAUGUUCCUGAACAUCGACAAUUUAGUGGUCAUGCUGCAGAAGCCGGGCCUUCCCAAGGUGAACUACCUGACGGGGAUGCUGAUGUGGAACAGGCCGGUCAUCCGUUCAAAGGACUCCAAGUGGUUCGUCCCUCAGGAGAUGUACCCGGGUCCCCUGUACCCCACCUACGCUCUGGGCAUGGGCUAUGUCUUCUCCAAUGACCUCCCAGAGAAAGUUGUGGAGGCCUCCAAAUCAAUCAAAGCCUUUAACAUAGAGGACGCUUAUAUCGGGUUGUGCAUGAAGAAGCUGGGACUCACGCUGGCGUCUCCACCAAAUCCCUCCCAGUUCAAGUCCUACAACACAAGAUAUAAUCGCUGCGAGUACUCCAAGAUCAUCACCUACAUUCUGGGGACUUCACAAGAGUUGGUGAAAUACUGGAGGGACUUGAAGAAGCCUGGACCGCCUUGUUAGGACAAUGAUGGACUACAGAUGAACAGGGGUCACAGAGUUCUACUGCACUGGUUUAUGUUCUCAUCCUUAUUUUAUAAAUGAGGCAUGAGAGGUCAACUGCACUAUAGAAAAGAUUAACAGAAGACUUUUUUUUGUAUGUUUGUGUAUUUAAAACUCCUUCAUUGAAGUGCCCCAAAAAUAAAGAGAAUGUUUAUCUGUGGAAAUGUGAAGGA
Anoplopoma fimbria (sablefish) is the source of this 1804-nucleotide messenger RNA. RefSeq names its product beta-1,3-galactosyltransferase 2-like. Lineage: Eukaryota; Metazoa; Chordata; Actinopteri; Perciformes; Anoplopomatidae. The coding region runs from base 150 to 1592 and encodes 480 amino acids. Gene Ontology annotation, cellular component: membrane. Gene Ontology annotation, molecular function: N-acetyl-beta-D-glucosaminide beta-(1,3)-galactosyltransferase activity. The record is from RefSeq and is a predicted model, not a curated record. The transcript has 4 exons.